Messenger RNA from Lolium perenne, 469 nucleotides. NCBI's taxonomy places the organism in Eukaryota, Viridiplantae, Streptophyta, Magnoliopsida, Poales, Poaceae. The record is from RefSeq and is a predicted model, not a curated record.
UUCGCGGAAUCUAUUCUCUCGGAAGCGUCCUUGAUCGUUCACCGAGUGCACCGACCCAGACGGCAGCAGCGAUGGCCGAUGCGCCGCAUAACGGUCGACGGCGCCCCCCGCCGCCCCCAGCGAUCGGCAGCAUCCAGGACGCCCCGGCCGGGUGGGAGAACAACCUCGAGGCCAUCGAGCUCGCCCGAUUCGCCGUCGUCGAGCAUAACGCCAAGGCCAACGUGUUGCUGGAGUUCGAGAGGCUGGUGAAGGCGAGGCAGCAGCUGGUGGCCGGGUUCAUGCACUAUUUCACCAUAGAGGUCAAGGAAGGCGUGGGAGAACUUCAAGGGGCUCGUGGAAUUCAAGCCGGCCGCCUAAGAUAAAUAUGUGAUCUGAUCUCAAGCUUGUGGUUGGAGCCUAACGAACCUGGCUGUUACGUGUUUUAUGAUGAACUAGCCAAACUUUAUCGAUUUUAGUUUAAAACUUUAAA